Galeopterus variegatus (Sunda flying lemur) is the source of this 6527-nucleotide messenger RNA. RefSeq names its product RNA-binding protein 12. Gene Ontology annotation, cellular component: nucleoplasm; ribonucleoprotein complex; plasma membrane. Gene Ontology annotation, molecular function: calcium-dependent phospholipid binding; RNA binding. The transcript has 3 exons. Lineage: Eukaryota; Metazoa; Chordata; Mammalia; Dermoptera; Cynocephalidae. The coding region runs from base 208 to 3087 and encodes 959 amino acids. The record is from RefSeq and is a predicted model, not a curated record. Gene Ontology annotation, biological process: regulation of canonical NF-kappaB signal transduction; cellular response to calcium ion; regulation of RNA splicing.
AAGCGGCGAAGGAAGUGGUGGCUGCUGUAGGCUCCGGGAAGACGUUCGGGCUGGGGCUGUCGGCCGCGGGGCGGAGGCACUCGCGCGGGGGGUAACUCGGGUCUGGGUUCUGGUGCCGCGCAGCUCUCCCCGGAUUGACUUGGCCUCUACUUCUUGUUAAGAAAAUACAUCUCUUGUUUUAUCAGGUGUGUGUGGUUUCAGCGCAGCAUGGCUGUGGUCAUCCGUUUGCAAGGUCUCCCAAUUGUGGCGGGGACCAUGGACAUUCGCCACUUCUUCUCUGGAUUGACCAUCCCUGAUGGGGGCGUGCAUAUUGUAGGGGGUGAACUGGGUGAGGCUUUCAUCGUUUUUGCCACUGAUGAAGAUGCAAGGCUUGGUAUGAUGCGCACAGGUGGUACAAUUAAAGGGUCAAAAGUAACACUAUUGUUGAGUAGUAAAACGGAAAUGCAGAAUAUGAUUGAACUGAGUCGUAGGCGUUUUGAAACUGCCAACUUAGAUAUACCACCAGCAAAUGCUAGUAGAUCAGGACCGCCACCUAGCUCAGGAAUGAGUGGCAGGGUAAACUUGCCUACAACAGUACCCAACUUUAAUAAUCCUUCGCCCAGUGUAGUUACUGCUACCACUUCUGCUCAUGAAAGCAAUAAAAGUAUACAGACAUUUUCCACAGCCAGCGUAGGAACGGCUCCUCCAAAUAUGGGGGCUUCCUUUGGGAGCCCAACAUUUAGUUCAACCGUUCCAAGCACAGCCUCUCCAAUGAACACAGUCCCACCACCACCGAUUCCUCCAAUCCCAGCGAUGCCAUCUUUGCCACUGAUGCCGUCCAUUCCCCCAAUACCAGUUCCUCCUCCAGUACCUGCAUUGCCUCCCGUGCCUCCUGUGCCUCCAAUUCCCCCAGUCCCUUCUGUGCCACCCAUAACCCCAUUGCCACCCAUGUCAGGCAUGCCGCCCUUGAAUCCGCCACCUGUGGCACCUCUACCUGCUGGAAUGAAUGGCUCUGGAACACCUGUGAAUCUGAACAAUAACCUGAACCCUAUGUUUCUGGGUCCAUUGAAUCCUGUUAAUCCUAUCCAGGUGAACUCUCAAAGCAGUGUAAAGCCACUUCCCAUCAACCCUGAUGAUCUGUAUGUCAGUGUACAUGGAAUGCCCUUUUCUGCAAUGGAAAAUGAUGUUAGAGAUUUUUUCCAUGGGCUCCGUGUUGAUGCAGUGCAUUUGUUGAAAGAUCAUGUAGGUCGAAAUAAUGGGAAUGGAUUGGUUAAGUUUCUUUCCCCUCAAGAUACAUUUGAAGCUUUGAAAAGAAACAGAAUGCUGAUGAUUCAACGCUAUGUGGAAGUUAGCCCUGCCACAGAGAGACAGUGGGUAGCUGCUGGAGGCCAUAUCACUUUUAAGCAAAGUAUGGGACCUUCUGGACAAACCCAUCCCCCUCCUCAGACUCUUCCCAGGUCACAAUCGCCCAGUGGGCAGAAAAGGUCAAGGUCAAGAUCACCACAUGAGGCUGGUUUUUGUGUUUACUUGAAAGGGCUACCAUUUGAAGCAGAAAACAAACAUGUUAUUGAUUUUUUUAAAAAGUUGGAUAUUGUGGAAGAUAGUAUUUAUAUAGCUUAUGGACCCAAUGGGAAAGCAACUGGUGAAGGCUUCGUAGAAUUCAGGAAUGAGGCUGACUAUAAGGCUGCUCUAUGUCGUCAUAAACAAUACAUGGGCAAUCGGUUUAUUCAAGUUCAUCCAAUUACUAAAAAAGGUAUGCUAGAAAAGAUAGAUGUGAUUCGUAAAAGACUGCAGAACUUCAGCUAUGACCAGAGGGAAAUGAUGUUAAAUCCAGAGGGGGAUGUCAACUCUGCCAAAGUCUGUGCCCACAUAACAAAUAUUCCAUUCAGCAUUACCAAGAUGGAUGUUCUUCAGUUCCUAGAAGGAAUCCCAGUGGAUGAAAAUGCUGUACAUGUUCUUGUUGAUAACAAUGGGCAAGGUCUAGGACAGGCAGUGGUUCAGUUUAAAAAUGAAGAUGAUGCACGUAAGUCUGAACGCUUACACCGUAAAAAACUUAAUGGGAGAGAAGCUUUUGUUCAUGUAGUUACACUAGAAGAUAUGAGAGAGAUUGAGAAAAAUCCCCCUGCCCAAGGAAAAAAGGGGUUAAAGAUGCCUGUGCCAGGUAAUCCUGCAGUACCGGGAAUGCCUGGCCCGGGAAUGCCUGGCCCAGGAAUGUCCGGCCCGGGAGUGCCCGGCCCGGGACUGCCUGGCGCGGGAGUGCCCGGCCCGGGAAUGCCCGGCCCGGGAAUGCCUGGUGCAGGAAUGCCCAGCGUGGGCAUGCCCGGCGCGGGAAUGCCUGGUGCAGGAAUGCCCAGCGUGGGCAUGCCCGGCGCGGGAAUGCCUGGUGCAGGAAUGCCUGGUGUGGGAAUGCCCAGUGCAGGAGGUGAAGAGCAUGCCUUCCUGACUGUAGGGUCAAAGGAGGCCAACAAUGGGCCUCCAUUUAACUUUCCUGGUAAUUUCGGUGGGUCGAAUGCCUUUGGGCCACCCCUCCCUCCUCCAGGAUUAGGAGGGGCCUUUGGUGAUGGUAGGCCUGGUAUGCCUUCAGUUGGAAACAGUGGUUUGCCUGGUCUAGGACUGGAUGUUCCAGCUUUUGGAGGUGGACCAAAUAAUUUAAGUGGGCCAUCAGGAUUUGGAGGGGGCCCUCAGAAUUUUGGAAAUGGCCCUGGUAGCUUAGGUGGCCCGCCUGGGUUUGGAAGUGGCCCUCCUGGUCUUGGAAGUGCCCCAGGGCAUUUGAGUGGGCCACCAGCCUUUGGGCCUGGGCCUGGACCUGGGCCUGGGCCAAUCCAUAUUGGUGGUCCCCCUGGCUUUGGAUCUAGUUCUGGAAAACCAGGACCAACAGUAAUUAAAGUGCAGAACAUGCCCUUUACUGUGUCUAUUGAUGAGAUUUUAGAUUUCUUUUAUGGCUAUCAAGUAAUUCCAGGCUCAGUGUGUUUAAAAUACAAUGAAAAAGGUAUGCCUACAGGCGAAGCCAUGGUGGCCUUUGAAUCUCGGGAUGAAGCCACAGCUGCUGUCAUUGACUUAAAUGACAGGCCUAUAGGCUCAAGAAAAGUAAAACUUGUAUUAGGGUAGUUGUUCACAUCAAUUCUUUAUAAGGUAGAUAUUCAUAUUGCUGUGAUUAAUGCAUCCAGAUUGUUUUCCUAGUAUUUCCAGGUUAGAACCUGUGGAUUAAAUUGCAUAUAGAUUGGUUUCCGUAACACAGAGCAUUGGUUGACAGUUUACAGAAGACUCACUACCUGGAUAAACAUUGCUGUAUGUUACAGUACAGCUAUCUGGAGAGAACACGAAAAUGAUUUUGGCAUACCAUUAGAGAAACUAUUUGUAAAACUCAAAUGACCACAUAAAGCUUAUCAAGGAGUCUAGAUUGGUUUUGUUUUAUAUCAUAUGGGAUAAAGAAAAUAGAAAUGCCAGUAGAGCUCAUUGAGGGUGCUCUUGCCAGCUGCUGAAAAAUAGAAGUUGGCUACUCUUGAAAUUUGGCUUAAAGCUGGACAGAUUUGCUUUGUUAUAGGGUCAAAGCUUUGUCUAAAGUCCUCUUUUCCUUUUAAAAUUGAAUAAAAUCUCUGUAUACAGAUUCAUUGUAUGUACCUUUAUUGCUUCCUGAGGGUUCUCACUGUACAGACAGUUCUGCUUCAGAAGUUGCUGCUUUAUUUGCCUAAUUGACUCAAUUUGUAAAUGGGCAGAGCUGUUUUGUUUUCUUUUUCUAAAUAUAAAACUCCACACUUGGUUUGUGCUUUAACCUUGAAUUUUGAUUUCUAAUGUCACACUUAAAACUGUGUGGAAUAAGACUUUUGCCAUAAAAAUAAACUAUGGAGUCCUCUAAGAGCCUUUUUGGUUUGACCGCCAAGUUUUAGUUUAGUCAGUUUAAAAAUUGUUUAUGCUGUUCAGAUGGCAUCGAAAACCAGAAACCACUUUUAAUAAUCAGUGUUUAAGAUGCUUGAUUUGAUGUCCUGUCCAUAAUGGACUAAUUGUUUUGCAAUUUUCUUCUGUCCCAACUUAUGUGAAAUUUUGCCUUUAAGUAAACAAAGGGGUCCACUUAUAAGAAAGAGUAUUAUAUCUAGGUUUUUAAAACUGAUGUUGAAAUUGUUAGCUUUGUUAGCAAUAGCAUUAUGGAAUAAAGGAUCCAUAAGCUGGUACACAGAUUGAUAUGUGUUUAAUUCUGUGACUUAGAGACUUUUUGGUGUAGUUGUUUGAUCAGGAGCCUGUUUACAAAAAUUCUUCAUACAGAGUACAGUUGCAACUGCCAGAGGGGAGAGAAUUGAAACUCCUUACCCUUUCAUACUCUUUUUUGGCAUUCAGGACACUAAGGCAGGAGGACCACGUGGGUCCUGGUUGGUACGUGUCCUUGUCAUAAAUUUGCCUUACAAUGUCCUGGUCACUGCCACAAAAGGCGCUACUUAGGGUUACUUUCCUCCUUAGUUAAAAUGUUCUAAAGAUGUGUCACGGUGUAUUGUAAACGUACUGAAUGGAGAUUGGUGAGAUAUCAUGAAAAACAAAUUUUGUCUUUUACAUGGCCCUCUUGCCUUGGUUUGAAAUAUUCCCAACAUUUCCUACAAAUCAAUGUAAUUUCAAAGUGGUCAGCCUUUUAAAAGAAGUAUUUCCUAUUAAAAAUAUGUAUGUAGUGCUUUUUGGUGUUGCAAGUCAGUGGAACACUGAAAUACAGUAUUGUAAUUUAGGAUUAAGAGUGGCAACAGUUUCAUUUGUGUGAUAAGAUUUAGAAAAGCCUUUUUAUCACUGCAAUCUUAGAGGAUUGACAGUACAGGAUUUUUUGUUUAGGGAAAGGAUUGCUUAGACUUUCAAAGAACUGGUGGCUGCAUUGUGGGUCUUUUGAUAAUACACGAAUACAGAUUUGCUUUUAACAGAUCACUAGAUAUUGCCUCCUCAACUUAAAAAGCAAUAUGUUUGUAUAUGUUGUUCAAUUUAAGUUUUCUGUUCAGUAAUCAUUUCUUAUUCCAAAGACAGAAGGCAAAAAACUUCAGCACUGCUGCUUGGGAGUCUUAUUUCAACACAGAUUAUUUUCCCCGUUGGAAAGCUGACUAAUUUCAUUUUAGCAAAAUGAGUUGUUAGAAGAUGAAAGUCUUUUUACCUUUUUUCCAAUUUAUUUUGGUUCUAUGUUAGUACAUUCUUAUUAAAUAUUUCAUACACUUUAUUGCAACUACUUUGUUAUUUCUACAUUUGAGGUAAAUGCUGAAAAGGAAAACUUGAUUUCAUUGUUCAUUGAAUUUAAAUAAAUUAAUAGUGGUUUGUGUAGAAAUUGGAGAGAACUAUGUUUCAUAUUUCGUUGAAUCACAACAGUGCUUCUCGUUGUGAAAUGUAAUUAAAUGCUUUGCCCUCUGGAACUUGAUUUUUGUGUAUCUGAGACUUAUUAACAUUAGUGCUAAUGCUAAGCAUACUGUUUAUCUUGUUCUGGGUAUUGGAGUUUCAGUUUAAAAAAAAUUCUUGAAAAUAUGUUCUGUGAAACUAUUCAUACUUCUCUUCCUGCAGAUUUUCUCCUGAGAACUAGGUUUGGGGUAGAAAUGAAUUUACAUUAUUUUCUCAUUUGUUUUGUAUAGUAUGAAGGAUUUGUAAAGCUUGCUCAAAGUUGUGUGCAUUUGUAAACACUAUUAUGAUAUUUGCAAUUUUAUGUGUAAAUUUUAUUGUCUGUUUUUGGUGACUCUGACAUUCAUGGGAGAGACUCUUUUCCAUUAGGUUUAAUUUUUCCCCCUUCUUCCGAAUUUUUAUUGGUGUUUAUUUUUCUUUUCGUUUAAAGGAUUAGAGAAAGUCUACAAAUGUAUUUUAUGAAUAAGCAAAUUUGUGAAUAUUUCUGAACUUUAGUGAAACAUUUAGUUCACAAGCAUAAUUUGGAGGUGUGUUCUGUUUACACUGUAGUUUGGAUGUACAAUUAUUAUUUUUUUUUGUUUUUAAAUGCAACACAGUGUUAAGUGAAAUAUAGUUCUAGCUUUGUACUCCAAAUUGUCAAAGCAUCAACAAUGAAAAUCCCGUUAGGAAACUUUUUAUUCAGAAUUUCAGUAAUAUUCAGUUUAGCUAAGGUCAGUCUUAACCCACUGGAUGAAAAUCUAGGACUGUGUGUGGAAGUAAGCAAACAUACAUUUUUAGAUGGAGAUGGACACCUUGCAUAAAAAUAAGGAUGCAUGAAAGCCCUAGUCAAACUCACAUCCCUUUUACUGGAUUCUGUGAUUGUAUACAGGUGUGGGUCAAGUGUGUAAAAAUAAAAUCCAUUCAUCAGUUUUAAGAACACUUGAAAAACGAGUAAAGAAAAUGUAAAAUUGCUGCUCGUCAAAUCUUUUGGAAAGAAUUUCUGGCAGUGAUCACUUUAAAAAUUAUCUCCCACCCUUGCAAGAUUGCCACACUUAAAUUGUUUUACUGGCAGUUCUAUAAUAGUCCAAAUUUUAGAAACUAAACACAAUAAAAUGGCUCAUUGCCAGCAUAUACUGCCUUGGCAUCAUUCAGCAGAGGUUUUUGUUUAUAAAGAUGAAGUCUUGAAUACUGUUCAAUAAACUUGUCGCAAAAUUAAA